GUGACAAAUAUUCUGAACAGUUAAGACGCACGCUUAGCGGCGACAACAUCAAGCAAAUACAAAUACAAACACAAAUACAAAUACUAAUCGAAUAUCGCGCUCUCGAUAUAUGUGAUAAGACAGACAGACAGACGGAGGCGCAGACAGAUUAAAUAAAUUAUCAUUAGACGAUUGUGAAAAGAAAUUGAAGCGAAAAUCGCGUGUGCGCAAUUAAAACAACAUUUUCGAGUGUGCUAAGGAUAAGCGACUCGAAGUCAAAAUCAAAAUAAUAUUAAAAAUAUAUACAAUUACAAUAAACAGAAUAUGUGCUUGUUAAGCCAACAAUUCUACACCCUGGCCGUGGCAUUGGGCAUUGUUUGCCUAUCGUCAGCGAUGCCCCAAAAUCCGCAACAGCUGCAGGAGGGGCCCCACGCGCUGCUGGACAUCGAGACACCCAACCAGUUCAGCUACAACUCGCCGCUGGCCCAGCCAGACAGCCUGCGCAAUAAGCCCUACUUUGACUUCCUGAGCACGCUCUACGCCCACGACUCGGCCAAGACGAAUCUGUUCAGGAAUCGGCCGCAGCGCUCAGUGGAGCUGCAACCAGAGCCCGAGCUGAAGGCGGAUGAACAGCAGCUGGCAGCUGCCGAUCAGCCCAAGAGUCGUCGUCGGGAUCGCAAGCGUCGCGCCAUCGUCUUCCGGCCGCUCUUCGUCUACCAGCAGCGCGAGAUCAAGAAGAAGGAGAUCGCAGCCAGGAGACACAGCGAUGAGGCGCAGCGCCGCAACUACUACAAGAACUACAAGCGCGUCUAGUCUUCAAUCCUCUGGGAAUCCGCUGAAAUUAAAUCUAAUCUAAUCUAAUCUAAUCAACAACCAUGCGCAAUCAACAGCAAUGGCUAUGGCUGUCACUGGUCUUCUACAGGGUCCUCUCUAGCACUUAGCUUUUAAUUAUUGUGUUUUAGCCUUAAGUCGAGUCGAAUCAACGCACAACGCACUGCACUCAACCCGAAUCGACAAUCGAAUAUCUAAAUAUCGAAUAUCUGUAAUCCAUACUCUAUGAUACACAUUAUAAUUAUAUAAUCGCCCACACAUCCACACAUUUGCACAUUCCCUCCCCAAACCAAGUAUGUUAAGUAAUCGUAUACCCUAAAUUAAUACCCAUCUAUGUUAUAUUUGUUAACUGAUUUUUACACAAUUUGUUGCAAUUAAAGCUAACAAAAGUUAAACACGA
Molecule: messenger RNA, 1210 nt
Organism: Drosophila mojavensis
Lineage: Eukaryota; Metazoa; Arthropoda; Insecta; Diptera; Drosophilidae
Exons: 2
Coding region: 304-792 (162 amino acids)
Source: RefSeq, a predicted model, not a curated record